Molecule: messenger RNA, 1565 nt
Organism: Cannabis sativa
Lineage: Eukaryota; Viridiplantae; Streptophyta; Magnoliopsida; Rosales; Cannabaceae
Product: extensin-like
Exons: 1
Coding region: 64-1227 (387 amino acids)
Source: RefSeq, a predicted model, not a curated record
UUUUGCAUAUCUCAAUUUUUAGCUAAUUAAGAUAUAGUUAAAAAAUUUGAGAUAUUAGUGAAAAUGAGAAGGGAAACGAUAUUGAGGCUUUGGCCUCAACUAUUAUUUGCUUUCAUGUGUUGCCUUAUUUAUGAUUAUUCUAAGUCAAGUGCUAGUGCUUUAUUUGUUAAAGCCCCUCCUAAGUAUGUUACUUAUCCAUACUACCAUUACAUCCCGCGACACCCUAAGCAUAGAAGAUUCCCUCCCAAACCAACUCGUCCACCCUGUUCACCUCCACCUCCCCCACCUCCUCGUCGUUCACCUCCACCUCCCCCACCUUCUCGCCAUUCACCUCCACCUCCUCGCCAUUCACCUCCACCUCCUCGUCGUUCACCUCCACCUCCCCCACCUCCUCGCCGUUCACCUCCACCUCCUCGUCGUUCACCUCCACCACCUCCUCGUCGUUCACCUCCACCUCCCUCACCUAGUUUAUCUCCGCCUCCUCCUCCUCGUUCACCUCCACCACCCCCACCUAGUUUAUCCCCACCUCCUCCUCCCCCACCUGGUUUAUCUCCGCCACCUCCUCCCCGUUCACCUUCACCUCCCCCACCUGGUUUAUCUCCGCCACCUCCUCCCCAUUCACCUCCACCUCCUCCCCAUUCACCUCCACCUCCCCCACCUAGUUUAGCCUCGCCUCCUCCUCCCCCACCUGUUUUAUCCCCGCCACCUCCUCCUCGUUCACCUCCACCUCCUCCACCUAGUUUAUCACCGCCUCCUCCUACCCGUUCACCUCCACCUCCUCCACCUGCUUUAUCACCGCCUCCUCCUCUCCGUUCACCUCCACCUCCCCCACUUAGUUUAUCCCCGCCACCUCCUUCCCGUUCACCUCCACCUCCCCCACCUAGUUUAUCCCCGCCACCUCCUCCUCGUUCACCUCCACCUCCCCCACCUAGUUUAUCAUCGCCUCCUCCUCCCCCACCUGGUUUAUCCCCGCCACCUCCUACUCGUUCACCUCCACCUCCUCCACCUGGUUUAUCGCCGCCUCCUCCUACCCGUUCACCUCCACCUCCCCCACCUAGUUUAUCCCCGCCUCCUCCUCCCCGUUCACAUCCACCUCCCCCACCUGGUUUAUCCCCACCACCUCCUCCUCGUUCACCUUCACCUCCACCACUCGGUUUUUCCCCUCCACCUCCCCCUCGUUCACCUCCACCUCCCCCACGUCGUCCUAAUUCACGUCUACCUCCCUAAUUCAAUUCACCCACCCAAUUAACCACCUCCUCUGCUUUGUUUGCACAAGCAAAAAAUUGUCCGAAUGUGAACACUUUUCCUCCACCUUAUAAAUAUUAUUAAAUAUCUAUAUAUUUAUACUAUUAUGACUUAUUCAAUACUUUUGAAUAAUAUACUGCAAUAAAACAUAUACCAUGUACUCUCGUAUAUUUGUAACACAAUAAGUUUCAACUAUCAACUCUAUGAUAGAGAAAUUUCAUAUGGCAAUGGAAUUAUAGUGUACUGUAUGUUUAAUUAUAUAUAAUAAUACAUAAGAUAAAUUAAUGUUUGACAAGUCUAUUACAUAUUUUGUAUUACGU